This is a messenger RNA of Porites lobata, 2731 nucleotides long. NCBI's taxonomy places the organism in Eukaryota, Metazoa, Cnidaria, Anthozoa, Scleractinia, Poritidae. The record is from the annotation of a GenBank genome assembly.
GCGACAGUUGGUGAGCCGCAAAGCCUUUUGGGAUACAGUUGAAGGUCUAUCAAAGAUGGCGGACGGUCCAGCUGGAUUUCAUUUCGAUGAACUAAACAAAGUUCGGGUGUUAGAACCUGAAAUUAGUCAGCAGACCCAGGAGCUUAAGGAAGAGUGCAAAGAAUUUGUUGAUAGUAAGUCUGAAUUAUUUCUUAGAAAAAUGUGUGAAGCAAAACUUAAAUAACUUUUCUUAAUCUGUGCGGUUUCUGUUCUUCGUUUACUUCGUUUACAGAAGACAUCAUUAACUCAUAUUGAUUGUAUUGCUCGUUAGAAAUUGGAGAAUUUCAAAAAAUCGUGGGAGGAUUUAUAGAUAUGGUUGAUGCUUUGGCCAAGGAGGUAGAAAAGGAGAAAAUGAAGGUAAACGUACAGUUCAAGAUCAUGAAAUAAGCUUAUUUGUUUAUGCCUGGAAUGCAGGGCGAAUGCUGUCUCCUUGGUGAUAUACGCUCCCUUGUCCAUAUCCAUAUGAAUAUCUCCUCUUUGUGCCAAAAGUCAAAUUUUGAGUCUUGUAAAUUAAAAAGUAGUAAUUAAAAUCUUUUCCAAAUAUUUCAGGCUAUUGGCUCAAGAAAUCUUUUGAAGUCAAUUGCAAAGCAAAGAGAAGCACAACAGCAACAGCUUAGAGCACUGAUUGCUGAAAAGAAAACACAGCUUGAACGGUAAGAAUCACUGUAACACUUGUUGGCUCAGUCUAACACAUUAUGCAUCUGUAUUCCUGGGAUCCAUAUUCCCAGUCGUGUGGUCGUCCCAGAAGACUACAAUCUCGUACGGACAAUGAAGGUAACUGCAAAAAUUGCCCUUUGGACGAGUAUUAAAGGUUUUGCUCAACCACAAAAUCUUUUCAAAAAUUCUUAUAUGAUUUUAUACAUUUUCCUCGUGUUCUGAUUAAUUAUCAUCCACUUAAAACGUUUAGAAGAAUGGAGAAUAACAAGCAGCGUUUGUCUGCAAUGAAAUGGUAAGUUUGGGCGCCAUCUUUGAUGGUGCAGUAUUUUCUACGAAACGUUUGCAGGCUCAGUUUUUUGUGAAGUACUGCAUUCAGAGGGAUUCAGAGGCCAUUCUUAGAUGUGGUGUAUUUUAGAAGGCAUUUUGUCGCCAUCGGCCAAAAAAGAAAAAAGGUGAAGCAGAAGCCAGUGCAUUAUAUGCAUCAAGAUGUGACGUUCUUUAGAAGACAUUUCGCUGCCUUUGACAAAAAAAGGUGACGCAAGAGCUACUGCCUUAUGCAGGGGAAAAAUGUAAGCGUACCGUCUUGCCUUCAUGGCAAACUGAACAACCGUGGCUACUUGCAAAACAUAAAUAAACUGUGUUUAGCCUAGGCUUGUAGCCUGUGGCGUACUUAUCAGUUUAUUUAAAACCUUUCUUAGUAACUAUCUGGAAAUAAAAUGCUACUAAUACUAAUAAUAAUUAUUGUGAAGUUGCAAAAUUUGACAUAAAUGAAUUCCCAACGCAGUACAGUUGAAAAGAAUACCCAUGCACAAAGAGUGCAAAAUAUGAAGAAUAUUACUUUACUUACCAAGGAGGUUUGGUGGUGAAAUUUGCUGGCCUGACAUAAUCACGCAUAAAGGCCAUUGUGACUGCUUUGGUUUCCGUGAUAAUUGCAGUAAAAGUUGCCAAUUUGGUGAACAGUCAUGUGCCAAACUUUACUGUCUUAUUAGUAAGUCUUCAAGUUCAAGAGAGAUCCAUGGAUUUAUAUUUGCAUGAAAUAUUAUUUAUGCUCUGUUUUCUUUAUCACUCGACUCUUUCACCCUAGGCUGUCUGGGUAUUAAACCUCGAGAUGUUACAUGCACUUCCAAAUUCUAUUACAGUAGUUGGGCAGCUUCAACUUAUCACGCAAUACUGCACAAAGUGUCCUUUCUGGCAAUGAGAUAAUGUUGUACCUGGGGACCAUUGUAUGAUUUUAAGUCGCUAAAAGCGCAACUCUGAAAUUGAAAAUGAAAUUCAGGGCUCGACAUUGCGACCUGUGGGGUCACCAAUGCGACCAGCUUUUACUCAGUGGCGACCAAAUUUUCACGCCUGGUCGCCAACCUGGCUUCCAAGAUAGGAGACUUUCUUCUUUGGGAAAUCGUACACUAAUGAUAAUCUGUUAUCCUUCACAAAACUAAAUCCAUUAAUUCUUAAAUAUAAUUUUUGGCGACCAGCAUACUUGUUCUGGCAACAAGAAAUGAAAACUUGGGGGCCAACUGGCCCCAAGAUUUGUUUCUGAAAGUUGAGCACUGAGAUUGAAAAUGUUGAGCCUGGAGCACUGUUACUACUGUGCUUUGUAAUCAACAUGAACUUUUGUAAGUUGAUUGAGUGUGUGAUCUUCUCUCAUACGUUUGUUAUAUUUGCCCUCUAUUGCUUGAUUCUAGAGGUAAUCCAAUAAAACUAUUAUAAGUGCAACAAGUGUAGCCAUUGUUUUAGAGUUUGAACGCGACAGCUAAACUUGUAGUUUGUAGUGCAUGUAACAGCAAGAAAUAUCAACUACACUGGUUUCUUAAUGUCACACAUUAUAAAUACAUCACGUACAUGUUUUUGUAGACAUUUUAGAGCUUUGUUCAGAUCAUAAGCAGCAUUUUGCUCUCUUUUCAUUUUAUUAUAAGAUUCCGAGUGCAACAUGAAGCUUUACAAAAGGUGGAAAGUGAACAGAAUGAAUUUAUAGAGCAGUUUAUUCUGCAGAAGUGACUGGAAAUACCAGGUAAGAAUCCUAUCCAUCAUCCAUUCU